Molecule: messenger RNA, 2269 nt
Organism: Nymphaea colorata (pocket water lily)
Lineage: Eukaryota; Viridiplantae; Streptophyta; Magnoliopsida; Nymphaeales; Nymphaeaceae
Product: MLO-like protein 9
Exons: 17
Coding region: 364-1983 (539 amino acids)
Biological process (GO): defense response
Cellular component (GO): membrane
Source: RefSeq, a predicted model, not a curated record
GGAAAUUUGCUUUUCGAAGGAAAACCAGUGGUUCAGGGUGGAUACUAUUGGCGUCUUCGUUAGGAUUGUCGGAAUCACUGUCCCUGGUUCUUGGUCACAGACGUCGAAGCCCUGGGCGAUGAGGCGCUUCCACACCUCGACCUUCUCCGAGUCGAAGUCGCUGUCGAGGAGGGCCGAUGUGCUCACGUCCUUCGGGCCGUCGUAGAGUUUUUCCACGUCUACGGAAAAAUCAGCUUCAGAUUACAGGGAAGCACGAGAAGGGGAGGAAGCGUGAGUCUGCAUAAAGCUUUCCUAUUAGCAGGUUUUGCUUCCUUGGUUGGAGAGGAUCUGGGGAGUGCCGGCUUAAGGUUGGGAGGUUGAGGAAUGGCUGGUGGAGGUGGUGAGGAAGGUUCGAGGACUUUGAUACAGACGCCAACAUGGGCAGUUGCUCUUGUCUGCGCCGUGAUCAUAGUGAUCUCCUUACUGUUGGAGAAGGGCCUUCAUCAUAUUGGAGAGUGGCUUACGUCAAAGCAAAAAAGGGCUCUUUAUGAAGCUUUGGAGAAGGUUAAGGCGGAGCUUAUGAUUCUUGGGUUUAUCUCGUUGCUGCUAACUUUUGGGCAGAACUACGUCGCCAAAAUAUGUAUCCCUGAAGGUGUGGCCAACACUAUGCUGCCGUGUCAUGAACCAGAAAAAACUACUGGCCAUAGACGAUUGCUGGACUUCCCAUACACAAGCAUGACAUCAUCUCACAGAAUCUUAGCCGGUGCUGCAACUCCAGUUACAUGUAAAGAGGGAAAAGUGCCACUUAUUUCUACUGGAGCAAUCCAUCAGCUGCACAUUUUCAUUUUUUUCUUGGCAGUGUUUCAUGUGGCAUACAGUGCAUCAACGAUGGCCCUUGGGAGGGCAAAGAUCCGCAGAUGGAAAGAAUGGGAGAAAGAAACUGUAUCCCCAGACUAUGAGUUUUCUAAUGAUCAAUCAAGAUUUAGGUUUACUCAUGAAACAUCAUUUGUGCGGCAACAUACAAAUUUUUGGACUAGAAUCAGACUCCUGUUCUAUCUUGCAUGUUUCUUCCGUCAGUUCUUCAGGUCGGUCAGGAAGGUGGACUAUUUGACUAUGCGACAUGGCUUUGUUGCAGUCCAUCUAUCUCCUGGUGCUAAGUUUAAUUUUCAAAAAUAUAUUAAAAGAUCCUUGGAAGAUGAUUUCAAGGUUGUGGUGGGCAUCAGUCCUCUUCUCUGGGCAUCAGCUGUAAUUUUUUUGCUUAUCAAUGUCACAGAGUGGUAUGCAUUGUUCUGGGUAACCCUACUUCCCUUAGUUAUACUAUUGGCUGUUGGUACUAAACUGCAAGCAAUUAUUGCUCAAAUGGCACUCGAAAUCCAAGAGAGACAUGCUGUAGUACAAGGAAUUCCUCUUGUACAACUCAGCGACAAACAUUUUUGGUUUAGUAAACCACAAUUGAUAUUGUCACUCGUGCAUUUUACACUGUUUCAGAACGCUUUCCAGAUAACAUAUUUCUUCUGGAUUUGGUACGAAUACUCGUUAAAAUCUUGCUUCCACGAAAAGCUUGAACUUGUAAUUGGGAGGGUCGUCCUUGGAUUUUUUGUUCUGUUUUUAUGUAGCUACAUCACUCUUCCUUUGUACGCGUUGGUAACCCAGAUGGGUUCACACAUGAAGAGAUCCAUCUUCGACGACCAGACGUCGAAGGCCCUCAGGAAGUGGCAGCAGGCUGCGAAGAAGAAGCAUGAGAAGCCUACUGGUGGAAGCCCCAAGGCAUCACCAGAGCACAUUGAGCGUGUAAUGACUACCGGUCGCCAGGCCCGCUCACGCUCAAUACGCUUGGGUGGAAGUAGAACAUACUACUCGGACCACGAAGUGUCUGAUAUAGAGGCCGAUCCAUCUCCAAGGUUGCCGUCCGGUGGUGGGAAUCAUGACAUUCGGCCAAGUGAAGAGCAGCAUCCCAGGGAUAAAACCAAGGGCGAGGAUGACUUCUCCUUUGCAAAGGCCUAAGGUCUUCAUGGAUUCUCUACUGUGCAAAUGUACUCCCAAGCUCAUCAUUUCAUUUCUUGUCUCUACUGUUCCCUCCCAUUCGGGUGUGCCCUCACCAGCUAAUCUCUCUCUCUCUUUUUCUAUAUAUACAUAUAUACACUUGCGAAUCAUUGGAAGUUCUCGCUUUUGUGAGAAUGUAAUGUAGCACUGGUGAGGUGGUGAUGCCGAUUGGUGGACAGAACAAUGUUCGAAGAUCUUUGAGGCAGUUUGUUGCUUCAAAUGAAAUGCGAGAUCAUCUUCUUAUCCA